AUGUUUGUUUCCAUCUGUCCCUGUGACGAGCAUUUUAGUAAUCUGAGCACUGGUUCAAUUGGUGCUCCCUCGUCAGUACUCUGCUGUGAGGUUGAAGGGGCCAAUAGAUCCACGUACACUGUUGAGAUAUGGCAUUCUGAGGGACAUGAUGGAAACCAAUUUACAAGCUUUAUUAAUUUGCCAAAUAUUGACAGGAUGGUACUAUCCUUGUUCUUCACUUUUCUCUCCUUAUUUGUGAUUCGUGUAAUUUCCAUCUGUCCCUGUGAUGAACAUUUUAGUAAUCUGAGCACUGGUUCAAUUGGUGCUCCCUUUCAGCCCUCUGUUGUGAGGUCGAAGGAACCAAUGUUUCCACACGUGCACUGUUGAGAUAUGGCAUUCUGAGUGACAUGAUGGGGGACACU
Messenger RNA from Triticum aestivum (bread wheat), 401 nucleotides. RefSeq lists its product as uncharacterized. The record is from RefSeq and is a predicted model, not a curated record. Lineage: Eukaryota; Viridiplantae; Streptophyta; Magnoliopsida; Poales; Poaceae. The transcript is spliced from 3 exons. Bases 1 to 366 code for a protein of 121 amino acids.